This is a messenger RNA of Arctia plantaginis, 1293 nucleotides long. The record is from the annotation of a GenBank genome assembly. NCBI's taxonomy places the organism in Eukaryota, Metazoa, Arthropoda, Insecta, Lepidoptera, Erebidae.
AUGAAGCCUCCAUACAAAAUUGCUGAUGAGAAGCUAGCUGAGCUUGGUCGCAAUGAGAUCAUGUUGGCUGAAAAAGAAAUGCCUGGACUUAUGGCAUGUCGUCGCAAAUAUGCUCCAUUGAAGAUUCUCAAAGGUGCCAGAAUAGCUGGCAGCCUUCAUAUGACUGUGCAGACAGCCGUCCUCAUUGAAACUCUCAUAGAGCUGGGGGCUGAGGUUCAAUGGUCGAGUAGCAACAUCUACAGCACACAAGAUGAGGCCGCGGCAGCGUUGGUUGCUGUUGGAAUACCAAUCUAUGCUUGGAAAGGAGAAACAGAGGAAGAGUAUACUUGGUGCAUUGAACAAACACUAAUUUUUCCAGAUGGAAAGCCUCUGAACAUGAUUUUGGAUGAUGGAGGUGAUCUUACUAACUUAGUACAUAAAAAGUUCCCUCAAUUGCUAGAAGGUAUCAGAGGGCUUUCUGAAGAAACAACAACUGGAGUUCACAAUCUUUAUAAAAUGUUCCGAGCAGGUGAAUUAAAAGUGCCUGCUAUUAAUGUAAAUGAUUCAGUGACCAAGAGCAAAUUUGACAACUUAUAUGGAUGCAGAGAAUCACUGCUUGAUGGAAUCAAGAGGGCAACAGACAUUAUGGUAGCCGGGAAAGUGUGUGUUGUUGCUGGCUAUGGUGAUGUGGGCAAAGGAUGUGCUCAAGCAUUUAAAGGAUUCGGUGGCAGAGUUAUUGUAACAGAAAUAGAUCCUAUAAAUGCUCUUCAAGCUGCAAUGGAGGGAUUCCAAGUGACAACUAUGGAUGAAGCCUCUGAAGUAGGACAAAUAUUUGUAACAACAACUGGUAAUAUUGACAUCAUUACAAAGGAUCAUUUCUUGAAGAUGAAAGAUGAUGCUAUUGUUUGUAACAUAGGUCACUUUGAUUGUGAAGUAGAUGUUGCUUGGUUAGACAACAAUGCUAAGAAAGUUAACAUCAAACCACAAGUAGACCGUUAUGAGCUUGCCAAUGGAAAUCACAUCAUCGUACUUGCGGCCGGACGUCUUGUCAACUUGGGAUGCGCUACAGGGCAUUCAUCUUUCGUUAUGUCUAACUCUUUUACCAACCAGGUGUUAGCGCAAAUUGAAUUAUGGACAAAGCACAAAACUUACCCCAUUGGUGUUCACACAUUGCCGAAAAAACUAGAUGAAGAGGUUGCUGCCCUGCAUUUGGAUCAUCUUGGUGUCAAACUGGAAAAACUUACAUCUAAACAAGCUAAAUAUAUUGGUGUUCCAUUAGAAGGCCCAUACAAACCUGACCAUUACAGAUACUAA